CCUCUUGCGGCGGGCUCCAGGCUCCUCAGCCUGGAGAUUGACGUUUCGUUCUGUUCUGUCCCUCCGACCCUCAGCAGGAAACCCUUCCGUUCGCCCACCAGCGCCAAGCAGCUGGCUUGGGCACCCACUAGGAGUUCACCUGCAGGUUUCCCUAGAUGAUGAAUAAUCAUUCCUUCUGCCUGAAGAACAUCGGUGGAAACCUUGACCAUGGCAUCGAUAUCAGAACCUGUAACAUUCCGAGAAUUCUGCCCUUUGUACUAUCUCCUCAAUGCCAUUCCCACAAAGAUCCAGAGGGGCUUUCGCUCUAUUCUGGUCUACCUCACAGCCCUGGAUGCCAAUGGGGACUACAUUGCGGUGGGCAGCAGCAUCGGCAUGCUCUACUUGUACUGUCGGCACCUCAACCAGAUGAAGAAGUACAACUUUGAAGGAAAGACUGAGUCUAUCACUGUGGUGAAGCUGCUGAGCUGCUUUGAUGACCUUGUGGCAGCAGGCACUGCCUCUGGGAGGGUUGCUGUUUUCCAGCUCGUGUCUUCCUUGCCGGGGAGGAACAAGCAGCUUCGGAGAUUUGAUGUCACUGGUGUUCACAAAACCAGCAUUACAGCUCUGGCUUGGAGCCCCAAUGGGAUGAAGCUGUUCUCCGGAGAUGACAAGGGGAAGAUCGUCUACUCCUCUCUCGAUCUAGACCAGGGUAUCUGCAACUCACACCUUGUGUUGGAGGAGCCAUCUUCCAUUGUGCAGCUGGAUUACAGCCAGAAAGUGCUGCUCGUGUCCACCUUGCAGAGGAGUCUGCUCUUUUACACCGAGGAAAAGGCUGUCAAGCAGAUUGGAUCCCAGCCAAGGAAGAGUACUGGGAAAUUUGGUGCUUGUUUUAUACCAGGACUAUGUAAGCAAAGUGACCUAACCCUGUAUGCAGCCCAGCCUGGGCUCCGGCUGUGGAAGGCUGAUGUCCAUGGGACCGUUCAAGCCACGUUUAUCCUCAAGGAUGUCUUUGCUGGAGGAGUCACACCUUUUGAGCUCUACCCUCGUCUGGAGCCCUCUGAUGGGGGAAGUUGCAGCUCUCCUGAGAAACACCUGGGGCUCGUUUCGUGCUUCUUCCGGGAAGGCUGGGUGUUGAGCUGGAAUGAGUACAGUAUCUAUCUUCUGGACACCGUCAACCAGGCCACCGUUGCUGGUUUGGAAGGACUGGGUGAUAUUGUGUCUGUUUCCUGCACAGAAAAUGAAAUAUUUUUCCUAAAGGGAGAUAGGAACAUUAUAAGGAUUUCAAGCAGGCCUGAAGGACUGGCAUCCAUAGCAAGAGAUGGUCUGGAGACGCGAUGUUCAGAUCAGGUCCGUGGGCAGCAUUUGGAAAAGUCACUUGGGGACACUGUUUGUGAGACAAGACUUCGAGGCUCUUCUGUGGCCAGUUCUGUGGCCAGUGGGCAGCGGAGCAGGAGCAGUUCAUUCAACUCCACGGAUAGUGGCUCUGGGCUGCUGUUGCCCGGACUUCAGGCCCCCCCUGAGCUGGACCAGGGUGGCCAGCCAUCCUCACAGAGAUUCAGUGUUAUCAGCUCUGAAGACUUUGACCAGGAGCUUAUUGUGAAACCCAUCAAAGUGAAGAAGAGGAGGAGGAAGAGAAAGACAGAAGGUGGAACCAAGAGCACCUGCCAAAGUUCCCUCGAGUCAACUCCCUGCUCCGAGUUCCCUGGUGAGAGCCCCCAGUCCUUGAACACAGACCUCUUGUCCAUGACCUCAAGUGCUCUGGGCAGUAGUGUGGAUCAGUUGAGCACAGGAUCUCCAGACCAGGAGAGCAACCCCAGUGCUGAGGUGAAUGGGAUCAUUCAGGAAGACAGUGGCCCUGAAGCAUUCAGUGUUCUGGAGGUUCCUGAAUCUGCCUCUGACCCAGUGGAUGAAGAAAACAGUACUGGAAAGAAAAUUUACCAGUGUGAACACACACAGGACAUGGGCCUGCUCAAUGGAGUGUUGAAUUUACCCUUUCAGCCAGGGGAGGAUGGGGGAGGUGAUGACAUCGUCUCAGGACCCGAAGAGGAGCCUGGUGCUGUUGAUGGUGUACAUGCACAGGUGUGCCUGCGGAAACAGGAGGUGAACACCGUGGAGCUCAGUGAUCCCCAGAGCACUUUUUCUGAAGCUCCUCUUCUGGACUCACUUACAGUACCUUCCAGCCUCAGCUGGCCCCCAGGCGCUGAGCAGUGGCUGCCUGGGCUUGGAGUUUAUGAAGUUAGCACUGAGGAGGCCAGCCCAGAACCAGACAUCCUGGCCCAUGUGGACGUCCCUAGCCACCCAAGCUCAAAUCCUUGGCAUAUAGUCACCAAUAAUGAUACAGAUCACAAAGAAAUACCUGCUUCUGAAUGUGACAUAGGAAAUGUGGAAGGACAGGUGACUCCUCUUGUCUCUGCCUUGGUGGCCAGCACCCAUGAUCAUUUGCUGGACAAAUCUUUCCAGGACCAGGCCGUGACAUCCAGUGAUGAGGAAGACAUUUAUGCCCAUGGACUCCCAUCUUCAUCCUCAGAGACGAGUGUGGCAGACCUUGGAGCUGGUCGCUCUCUGCAGGACCUGAGUCAACCAGGGACUGAUGACACCACACUGCUCAAGACAGAUCAGUUUGCAGAGAGCUGGAUGGGCUACUCGGGUCCUGGCUAUGGCAUCCUCAGCUUGGCGGUCUCGGAAAAGUUUAUCUGGUGUCUGGACUACAAAGGUGGCCUAUUCUGCAGUGCCCUUCCUGGUGCAGGGCUGCGCUGGCAGAGGUUUGAAGAUGCUGUCCAGCAGGUGGCAGUCUCUCCCUCAGGGGCCCUUCUCUGGAAGAUUGAGCAGAAAUCUAACCGUGCUUUUGCGUGUGGCAAAGUGACCAUCAAGGGAAAGCGGCACUGGUACGAAGCUCUGCCCCAGGCUGUGUUUGUUGCCCUGAGUGAUGACACAGCCUGGAUCAUCAGGACCAAUGGAGAUCUGUACCUUCAGACAGGUCUCAGUGUGGAUCGGCCCUGUGCCCGAGCUGUGAGGGUUGACUGCCCCUACCCGCUGUCCCAGAUCACUGCCCGGAACAAUGUGGUAUGGGCACUGACGGAGCAGAGGGCCCUCCUGUACCGGGAGGGCGUGAGUAGCUUCUGUCCUGAAGGGGAACAGUGGAAGUGUGAUAUUGUCAGUGAAAGGCAAACUCUGGAGCCUGUCUGCAUAACUCUCGGGGAUCAGCAUACUCUCUGGGCACUGGACAUUCAUGGAAAGCUGUGGUUCAGAACUGGCGUGAUUCCCAAGAAGCCUCAAGGGGAUGAUGACCAUUGGUGGCAGGUGAGCAUCACGGACUAUGUGGUGUUUGACCAGUGCAGCUUGUUCCAGACCAUCAUGCAUGCCACACACUCAGUAGCGUCAGCAGCUCAAGCCCCUGUGGAAAAGGUAGCAGAUAAGUUGCGCAUGGCAUUUUGGUCUCAGCAGCUUCAGUGCCAGCCCAGCCUACUAGGGGUUAACAACAGUGGUGUCUGGAUCUCCUCAGGCAAGAAUGAAUUCCAUGUUGCUAAAGGAAGUCUCAUAGGAACUUACUGGAAUAACGUUGUUCCCCGGGGAACAGCUUCGGCCACAAAAUGGGCCUUUGUGUUGGCUUCUCCUGCUCCUACCCAGGAUGGAAGCUCCUUGUGGCUGUGCCAGAGCAGCAAGGACCUGUGUAGCAUCAGUGCCCAGAGUGUGCAGUGCCGCCCCUCCACAGUGCAGUUGCCUCCCGACGCCGAGAUGAGGACCUACGCUGCAUGCCAGGAUGCUCUGUGGGCCUUGGACAACCUUGGGCAGGUGUUCAUCAGGACGCUUUCUAAGAGCUGCCCCACAGGCAUGCACUGGACGAAACUGGACCUUACCCAGCUAGGAACUGUAAGACUGACCAGUUUGGCAUGUGGAAAUCAGCACAUCUGGGCCUGUGACUCCAAGGGUGGAGUUUACUUCCGUGUUGGAACCCAGCCUCUGAAUCCCAGUCUGAUGCUUCCGGCCUGGAUCAUGAUUGAGCCACCUGUCCAGCCUGCUGGGGUUACCUUGGUCAGCGUCCAUUCUAGCCCCAAUGACCAGAUGCUGUGGGCCCUGGAUAGCAGAUGGAAUGUGCACGUGCGAACUGGGAUCACUGAGGAGAUGCCUGUGGGGACAGACUGGGAGCAUGUGCCAGGGUUACAGGCCUGCCAGUUGGCAUUGAGCACCAGAACCGUGUGGGCCCGCUGUCCAAAUGGUGACCUCGCCCGCCGCUAUGGAAUCACAGACAAAAAUCCUGCAGGGGACUACUGGAAGAAAAUUCCUGGAAGUGUCUCAUGUUUCACAGUGACCUCAUCAGACGAGCUAUGGGCAGUGGGCUCCUCUGGCUAUCUUCUCCAGCGACUGACAAAGACGUUCAGCCAUUCACACAGUACCCAGAAGAACAGCCAGGCAGUCACCUCCCACCCUGAGGACCUGGAGGACGAGUGGGAGGUCAUCUGAAGGAGCCCCAGGCAGCCAUCAGGGAGGAGCUGAGGCUCUGUGGAGGACGCUGCUGAUUCCCAGUGGCUCGCUUAUGGGCACGCCUCUUCCACCAGGCUGGACACCCCACACGGGCUUUCAUCUGUAUUUGUUUCCACCUCAUCCAGAACUCACAGCCUCAGCCGUGCACCGGAGCUGUCGCUGGAGCAGCGGCACCUUUGACAGCUCGCCAAGGUCACCUCCAAGUGGGCGCAGCGGCUGCUGCUGCUCCUUCGCAUGCACUAGUCACCUGUGCACCACAGUAAAUUAUCUUCAGCAACUCCAGAUCCUGGUGUGGGGCCAACAGGGACACCGCCACAGGCAGAUGAGUCAAAGCCAGGAAGUGUCAGGCACAUGUCCAUACCAGAACCCAGGCCAAACAGGCCUGCACACAGAGCUCGCAGCCAUUAGAUGUGUCUGGUGACAGUGUUGACUUCCUCACAGGGUCCCUCACAUCUCUCCGAGAGAUACAGGCCACAGUGUACAUCCCACACCAGACAUCCCGGUGAGAAGUACCCGUCCAGGAUAGAGGGGUACUGGACUGUGCAGGGUAAGGGUAUACACGCACAUACCCUCGCCUCAUCAUGUUGCCCACACUCAGGGUAGCUGCCCACCUCCUGCCCACAUGGUCCAUUUAGUCCAGCACAGGAUGCUGAUCAGAUUUGGGGCUGACCAAUCUAGAGACAUCUUGGGGAAGACUUUGACUAGUGUGCAAGUGGGCACCCUAAACCAGGCACCUCCAGAAGAUGUAGUGAUUGCCUCUCAUUACCACAUCACAGACCUGAAUAAGAUACCUCAUCUGAGAUGCAACCUCCAAACAGAAGAUGGGUCUAUCUUCUGGAAACAGUGAAGGUCUUUUGUUCCUUCAGGAGGUUUAUCCUAAGUCCACCUUGUCUUGGCUAUAGCUUUGCAAGCGUGGCCAUCCCCUAUCAUGUCCUCAACCCAAGAGUAGCCAGUAUCCAGUGGGCAUAGCAUUGACUUCCCCAGCAGGUGGAAACAGUGUCUCCUGCUCACAGGUGCCAUGUUCCAAUCACAGCUGGGACAGCGGCAUUCUUUGCUCAGGCAUCUGAGCUUCAGGGCAGGCUGUCCACUGUGUGUCCUUCCCUGAGCCUGCUGCCCCCACCCAGGAGGUCCCUGUCACUACUCCACACUGGCUGCCUUUUUUUAGUCCGCCUGGUCCAGGCAGUUAUUUGAUGUCUGUUUUCCACUAAGCACCAGGUCAAGGCCCUAGCAGUCAUGAAGCAGAGGCUCCCAGGUCUGAGCAGUGACGAGCUGCUGAGAGUCCUGGUUGCACUUAGUUAUAGACUUUGUUGACAGCAGAGGCAGCCCCACCUGGGCUGCACCUCUUCUGUGAACAGCGUGCCUUGCCUGGCCCCUCACAAUGGCAGCAGCCCCCUAAGCCCACGGGACAAUAGUGCAAUUAAACCCAAGUUAAACAGACACUUUUAAACUACUUUGAGCUUCUGUGCUUUCUAUGAUUUUUUGUUUUGUUUUGUUUUGUUUUUCGAGACAGGGUUUCUCUGUAGCUUUGGUUCCAGUCCUGGAACUAGCUCUGUAGACCAGGCUGGCCUCGAACUCCCAGAGAUCCGCCUGCCUCUGCCUCCCGAGUGCUCGGAUUAAAGGUGUGCGCCACCACCGCCCGGCUAUGAUUUUCUUUUUGGUUUUGUUUUGUUGUGUUGUGCUUUGAGAUCAUGCAGAAUCUUAGACGUUUCUCAAAUGUUGAGUAUAGUGACUGAGCGAGGAGGCCUGCAGAAGCCCAGCCCAGCCACACUGCAGCAGAGCCCCUCUGCCUGGUCUCAGAACCUGGAUGGUGUUGAGCCAGCUUCCCCGGAUGGUAUAGUGGGCAGUGGCUAUUCCACAGAUGGACACACCCACUGGCAGCCCUAGAGAGAAUGCCCCCAAAGAAGGCAGAACGAAGGGCUGUCCUUGGACAUCAGCCUUUUGUUGUUGUUUUGAGACAGUUUUAUGAGGCCCAGGCUGGCCUCCAAUUCACUAUUUAGCUAGCCACAGAUUGCUUUUUCUAAUCCUCCUGCCUCCACCUUUCAGUUCUGGGAUUACAGGUGUGCUCCACCAUGUCCUGCUAAGAUGUCAGACUCCAUGCAAUGAAGUCUUUGAGACUUUGAGAAUCCCCACUGGGAUCUCUCUAUUAGACAGGGGAAUUCUUAAAAUCAUGGUAGUGCCCACAUAGACCCCGAUUUACUGCUCAAGUCUCCUAGCUUGUCCCCUCCCAGGAAGGAGAGCAUGGUUAGCCAGUGAGUCUUAGAGAGGCUGGGUACCUUAUUCACAAUCACACAGUGAACAUGGGCCAGGACCUAGCUUGGCGAAUCUGCUGACCUGUGCUGAUGCCAGCAUGGCUGGGCUUGCACAGCUGCUGUGCCUACUGUUUCCACUUAGCACGGGAAACCUGCCUUUGCCUUCCGGAGGGCAAGUGCUUUGUACACCCAAAUGCUGGGACAACCACACGAAACCCAUAUGGAGAUCUUUACAGAUCAAAGUGUAGAACCUGUAAGUCAGAAAUUCGUGUGGGGCUGGAGAUGUGGCUUAGUAGUGAUGAACUGAGCGUGCACACCACAGCACAGACCAGAAACCCUACAGGGACCCACAGCGUGCCUGCAUUCCGGACCAUCCUGGACCACACAGUAAGAGCCUGUCUCAAAAACACUAAACUUAAAAAGGGACAUGAUCGCCACAAGUGUGGUCCCCAUGUUGAAUGUUUACUGCAGGAACUUGUCUUAACUCAUAGGCACAAACAUUUCUGGGAAAGCCUCUGAAGGGUCUUUGAACCAAAAGCCUCACUUUGGCCUCCUCUGAGCUGUCGAGAACCGUCAGCUGGGACGUGUGUCUAUAGCCCUGGCCUGCACGCUGCUGCCCCAGGUUCAGUACUCAGAAUGUCAACGAAUAAUAAAACAGAGAAGGUGACACUGUCUGUGGACUUGAACACAGGCCUGUAAGGCCACAGGAUGUAUGCCAGCAGGGCAUCUCACGGUGAAACUUCUAACCUGUCAGUACAGCGUGGUUUGCAGAGAGAGGAGGACACUGUGGUGGGGGUGCUUCUUGUGCCUCGCCCUUCAGGAGGGGCAGAGACAAGUUCUCACUUGGGACAAGCAGCUGGCCAGUGAUUGUUUCCAAGUCUGUGUCUUUUUUAUCCUUUGAAUGUUGAGCCAUGUAAAUGUAUUAUUUAUUUCAAAACUAAAUAAAAUUUACAUUUUAGAAACUCAAUUCUCUUAAUUUUUCAGUAUUAACAGUACUUGAGUCAAAUACCACAAAAUCAACACCACACACGUUUUUAAAAUCCUUUUCAUAAAAUACUGGGAAAUGCUUAUACCAUGGUGACUUUUUUAAUGAUUUGUUUUUAUGUG
Molecule: messenger RNA, 7817 nt
Organism: Microtus oregoni (creeping vole)
Lineage: Eukaryota; Metazoa; Chordata; Mammalia; Rodentia; Cricetidae
Gene: Tecpr2
Product: tectonin beta-propeller repeat containing 2
Exons: 20
Coding region: 208-4440 (1410 amino acids)
Molecular function (GO): protein binding
Source: RefSeq, a predicted model, not a curated record